UUAGCAGUGAGGCAUCUGUGACUGAAUAACGCAAGUUUUUAAAGCUCCUCCAAACUGAGAAGUCCUACAACUUACUGGGAAAUCUGGGGAUUGGCACUCCAGCCACUGGAAGAAUCUCACUCUGGUCAAUUCGGACUUGUGUGGUGCCGAGCAGUCUGAAAUGACUUCUCCUAUGAAGAGCCUUUCAUUAGACUACGAAAGGUUCCACAAGUGCUUCCGGAUUUCCCGUCAGGUGGCUUCGGAGCAUCAAGUUAUGUAUAAAUUCAUUCGUGAGAGUCUUCCUGGCAUCCUUGCAAGCACUUUGGAGGGCAAGACUACCUUUGAUGUUGUUUCACUUGGGAGUGGUACAGGAGAGGUGGACCUGGAGAUACUUUCACAGCUGAGUAAGGUUUUACCAGAUGUGAAGGUGGGCUGUGACAUGGUGGAACCCAGUGAGCCGAUGCUGGAGAAAUGCAAGGAACUUGUGUCAAGAACUCCCAGCUUGGACGAUGUAAACUUCACAUGGAAUCAGAUGACUGCCUCUGAGUUUGAGAAGCACUGGCGAGACAGCCAGCCAGAGAAGAAAGUAGACUUCAUUCAUAUGAUUCAGAUGCUGUAUUACGAAGUCGAUCCCGCUGCCGCUGUCUCAUUUUACCGGAGUCUCUUGAAUAAAGAUGGAAAACUUCUCAUCAUGCUUAAUUCUGGGGAGUGUGGCUGGAGCAAGCUGUGGAGCAUUUAUGGGAAUGAGCUGUAUCGCAGGGAAUUGAAGCUGACUCUCACUGCGGCAGACAUCAAGCGCAACCUAACUGCCGAAGGAAUCAGUUUUGAAGCCUUUGUGUUGCCUUCGACAAUCGACAUCACAGACUGCUUCAUCCCCGGUGACGAGAAGGGGGAACUGGUACUGGAUUGGCUCACCUCAGUGGUGGACUUCAGACGUACUGCUCCUCCAGAGCUGAAAGCCGGCGUGAUGGACCUCCUGCGCAGCCCCGACUUCACCACUGAGGUGGAUGGGAGAGCCUUAUUCAGUUGUAAUCUGGAGGUUUUGGUUCUAGGCCAGUAAGUGUGGAAGACAAGGAGGGAUGGCAAUAGAGUGACAUGACCUUCUUAUUCAUGAGUAAACCAAUCAAACAUACAUACAUAUAUUGUGAAGUGGAUUGAUUUGAUUCAUUUACCAAAUAUUAAGAGAUUGCACUGAUUAAAGGGGUGCUUACACUUACAAUAAAAUACUGCUAAGAUUGAUAAAAUAGGCAUAUAGUCUGCCGAAGUCUGCUAAACAAAGAGUGAAAAGAAAAAAGGUGAGGCCAAUAGAAGGACAAGGACAGUCUGGAAAUAACAUGCUGGGUUUGAGACAUGUGACGCAAAAGAUCCAAGUAUUUGGAAAAACUGAGAAGCAUUGCAAAAUAUGCUUAGAAUCAGAAUACUUCAUCAUUCCGGAGGAAAAUCUUUGUAGUUAGGGCAGUUAAGUCAAGAGGUGAUGCUGCGUGUAUGUUGACCUUUGAGAAGUACCAAAAUAGUUGGGGAGCCAAUAUUAUAUUAGCUGAAGUAAACAGCUUAAUUGCUAAUGGGAAAACAAAAAAUGGUAUGGAGGUGAAAUAAUUUCUGACCACUGAAAAUGAAGUGUAUGAAUAUAUGUCACUAGAACUUAUGUAACCUGUAAUCAUUUGCAAUGGAGUUGAGCCACUCAGAGAGAAAUCUUAGGUGUGACUCCAUCUGCAGAAAGCAAAUAAACUAACCUAAAAUUCAAAGAAA
This is a messenger RNA of Paramormyrops kingsleyae, 1728 nucleotides long. RefSeq names its product histamine N-methyltransferase-like. Lineage: Eukaryota; Metazoa; Chordata; Actinopteri; Osteoglossiformes; Mormyridae. The record is from RefSeq and is a predicted model, not a curated record. Gene Ontology annotation, molecular function: N-methyltransferase activity.